This is a messenger RNA of Eurytemora carolleeae, 2329 nucleotides long. Its product is annotated as low-density lipoprotein receptor-related protein 4. Bases 215 to 2329 code for a protein of 704 amino acids. Gene Ontology annotation, molecular function: protein binding. The record is from RefSeq and is a predicted model, not a curated record. The transcript is spliced from 19 exons. NCBI's taxonomy places the organism in Eukaryota, Metazoa, Arthropoda, Copepoda, Calanoida, Temoridae. Gene Ontology annotation, cellular component: plasma membrane.
AAGACUAUGAGAAGUGAGACCCAUCCCUCCGUCCGUAGUUGUAGUAACUAACUACUCAGUCGGGUUCAAACCUUGAUCAGGGUUAGGUGUUCAAUUAUCUCUCAUCCUGAUACAGGAGACUAGUGAACAGUGAUAUAGGAGGUUAGAAAGGGGCUACACAAGUCUAGGAGGUUGACGAGGGGGUAACCAGGGGAGCUGAGUGUUGAGGAACACUAUGGGGGGUUUCAGUAGAAAAAAUACUUUUCUAAUCUUCCUCAUCCUAAUACUAGUCUCACACGUUUUAGCUCAGAAUAGAUUUGCGAUUGAGCAACGAGCUUCAGAGGGGAGUGGUGCUCUAGAUUAUUAUGAUGACCUGGAGAAUGUUUAUGAAGAUCUAGAGGAAGGAGAUGAAGGAGAAGGAAGUGGAGUAUCUUUAAGUAACUCCGUGAUUCUAAGAUUUUAUCUGUAUCUCUCCCGGGACUGGGAGAGUAGUUUCAGUGAUCAUAUGUCAACUCAGUACCUGGAGAUAGCCAACAAUGCAACGGAAACCAUCCAGAACCUUUACUCCGGGGUACCAGGAGCACAGUUUAUUACACUGGCAGAUAUUAAACGCGGAACAACUCCAGGACUGCAAUCUGUAACUAUAGAUCUACUCUCACAGAAUAAUGAGGACAAGUUAGGACUAAUCCAGGUCCUCACAUCAGCUAUAUCAGCAGGACAACUCCCUCUCUUCAGUCCUAUCAUUGACUCAGACUGGUGGAAAGAGGUUAAGGUUGGUGGAAUACAGCUCCCUGAUCCUCUACCUCAACCUCCAGGAUGCAGAGCAGAUACUCAGAUAGUCUGUCCUGGUACUCCUCACAGAAUCUGUGAGGUUCAGCGCUGUGAUGGAGUCGAGGACUGUCCAAAGAACCCCGGAGAGGAAGUGAGCUGGGAUGAAAACCAGAACUGUAUAUCAGAUCUAGACUAUCUAUCAACCCCUACACCAGAACUAGUCACUACAACAACUACAACAACUACAACAACAACAACGGUUGAAUCGACAACAGCUUUACUAACUACCACAGAUACCACAACAGCAGAACUAACAACAAUUCCCUGCUCCCUACCCUACUAUGAGUGUGAGAGUGGUGAAUGUAUACCCGGAGAUCUGAAAUGUGACGGGAACUCCGACUGUCCAGGGGGCGAGGAUGAAAACCUAGAAGAAUGUAUAAUAGUUUGUGGACCUGGUGAGUUUACAUGUAUAUCGGACGGAUCCUGUAUUGACCGUAUCCGGGUGUGUGACCGGAUACCAAACUGUCCUGACCGGAGUGAUGAGAAGGGUUGUCCCUGCGAUCUAACUUCAGAAUGGACCUGUGGAGACGGAUCUUGUAUCAAUCUAGGACUGAAGUGCGACGGAGUUAAUCAAUGUCUCGACGGAAGUGACGAAUCCUCCUGCUGUAAAGAAGACGAUGUUAGAUGUUCAAACGGAUCUUGUGUCUCGUCCUAUCUCCGCUGCAACGGAGUGAAGGAUUGUCCGGCCGGAGAAGAUGAGCAGGGUUGCCAGGUUGCGUGUGGGGCGGAUGAGCUGACCUGCAGGGAUGGAUCUUGUGUUAAAAAUGAGGAUAUCUGUAAUGAUAUCUGGGAUUGUUCUCAGGGUGAAGACGAGAUCUCCUGUCCUCCCAAGCCAGCUAAAUGUGGUAUCAAUGAAACAGUCUGCAUUGCGGGUGGUUGUGGAGUUCCCUGUGAUGGAAGGUUGGAUUGUGAUGAUGGCGAGGAUGAGAAAGAAUGCUGUAGACCUCAGGAGUUUAGAUGUGGAUCCGGAGAAUGCGUCCCGAUAUCCAAGGAGUGCGAUGGACAGGGAGAUUGCCAGGACGGGUCGGAUGAACACUCAGAGUGUGGUUCAGGUUCAUGUAUAACUCCGAACCUGUCUUGUGGUUCCGGGGAAUGUAUUCCUCCGGCGAAUAUCUGUGACGGAGAAAUAGACUGUACUGAUGCACUGGACGAACUCAACUGCACAAGUUCUCCGGGUUGUCGUGUUGGUCAGUUCCGUUGUGGAGAUGGAAGAUGUGUGGAUGGGUCUCUAAUCUGUGACGGAAACUAUGAUUGUAUUGACGCAGCAGACGAGAGAGACUGCAAACUGUGUUCCCUGAAUGAAUGGCAGUGUGAGGGUGGAAACUGUAUCCAGGCUAAUCAGAGAUGUGACGGGUUCAAACAUUGCUCCGAUGGUAGCGAUGAACUAGAUUGUCCAGGUUGCAAUGAGACUGAGUUCUCCUGUAACUCUGGGUCCCCUAGAUGUAUAAAUGUAGGUCGGAGAUGUGAUGCAACUCGAGACUGUCAAGACGGAUCUGAUGAGUUAGGAUGUGGUGAGUGA